AUGGUCGCAGUCAGGACUUAUAUCCCAUACUCCUUUGCCCAAGUGGCGGGACUGUGCAUCGAAAACGACACCUUCGUCCAAGUCCACGUGAAGCAUUGCGAGACCCGACACUUCAAGAUUCAAGCAUCGAUCCUCUCGCAUGUUUCCAGCAAGCAGCAUGCGAUCGCAGGCAUUCUCAGCUUUCCGCCAGAAGCAUCGUCGAGUGAUGUGCCGGCGGUGCUGGACCUUACCGCUUUUGAGACCAGCACGGCCAUAAUCUUUCUCUUCUGGCUGGUGAAUCGUCGUCUACCAAGAUUUUCGACCGAAUGCGCACUUCAAGCGCAGCCGAAGUCACAGUCGCGAAUUACUAAGAACGGCCAAAAACCUAAUCGGAUCGCGUGCUUUACUCAGCGCGAUAAAGAAGAGCUUUACCGAGUCGGCAUGAUUGAAGCCUGGCGCCUAGGUGCGGCGCUUGGGUCUGCCACCUUCAUGAAUGAUGUCCUCACGCUGGUCGCGAUGCUGCUCGAGCGGGACGAGGCGCUCGCGCAUCGUUCACACGAUCCGGAAUAUUCAGCCACCAUCGUUUGGGCACGCCGCGCGUACGAUGCAAUGCAAGGUAGCCCUGCACAGCGGCGCGAAUUGCAAGGCUUCGCGGUUGACGUCGCCGCCAAACGAGUAUUUGAUGUGGGCGCCAGCGGAUUGAUGCUCUCGCCUGCGGAACGUCGGGCCUUGAGUGGCAAUGCUGGCUUUGCUGCUGAUGUCUUUGGCUCUCUGGGCGGACAGAUUGGGACGAGUGGUGUCGGAAUUGGCGAAUUUGUGCGCGAGUACAUGGUUCAGACUUGAUAUGGGUCUUAGUAGGGGUGAUCUUGUUGCGAGCGUAUGUCGAUGGCUUUGGCCGAAUGCAUGCUUUCCGCGCAAAACGGUGUUGCUGACUCUUCGCGAUUGCGCCCGUGACUCUCCCGGGCAAGCAGUUGGCCAUGAGACUGUGCUCUUCACUUGGCGUCUGCGGUACAAGUCCGAGACCGUCGAAUUGCAUCUGCGCACAGCACCGAGCUUGUAGCUCCGCUC
Messenger RNA from Dissoconium aciculare CBS 342.82, 1047 nucleotides. RefSeq lists its product as uncharacterized. The transcript is spliced from 2 exons. Lineage: Eukaryota; Fungi; Ascomycota; Dothideomycetes; Mycosphaerellales; Dissoconiaceae. The coding region runs from base 1 to 822 and encodes 273 amino acids. The record is from RefSeq and is a predicted model, not a curated record.